Dermacentor silvarum is the source of this 1005-nucleotide messenger RNA. RefSeq names its product actin-binding Rho-activating protein. Gene Ontology annotation, biological process: positive regulation of Rho protein signal transduction. Bases 227 to 814 code for a protein of 195 amino acids. The record is from RefSeq and is a predicted model, not a curated record. The transcript is spliced from 4 exons. Gene Ontology annotation, molecular function: actin binding. Lineage: Eukaryota; Metazoa; Arthropoda; Arachnida; Ixodida; Ixodidae.
GGCCGUGAGAGAGGAGGACGGCGGGGGGGAUCAGGCUUCGGAGUCCUGUGCCACAUUUGUGGCAAACUUGUUGCCCCGCAGAGCUCCCGAGGACUCCGACCGGCACUGCGACGUUCGCCGAGCGCCAACGACAGACGAGAAGCAGGCUUCGCGUAUCGCGCCUUGGCUGAGGAGGGCCCUCGACAACAGCGUCACGUGAGAAGAACCAGGCAGUAGCGGCGCGGUCAUGGCGGACCAGGAAGAUGAAGGCAAAGGGACUGCGAAAAAGGAGGUUCGCGUGUUCGGUCGGCCCGAGCUGGCCUCCAAGGUGGCCAUGUUCCAGAAGAAGGCCGAAGACCACGAUCGUCAACAAAAGGACAACCCUUUCUCGGAACGCUGGGACGGAUCCAGCUCCGGUGCCCUGUCCAAAGACGACCCCCGGUACGGCCACCCCGAGGAAGGAUCGAAGACCGAGAAACGCGGCCAGCAGGCCGGGAAGCUGAUAAGCAGCGAGGUUCGCGUACUAUGCGAGAACCUGCACGAGUUCGGUACCGAGCAGCCAGACGGAACGCGGGCUAUCACGUUCGGGGAGCUCUUCCAGCUGUACACGAGCAUCUCGAACAAGGUGGUGGGGAUCCUGCUGCGCGCGCGCAAGCACGGACUCGUCGACUUCGAGGGCGAGAUGCUGUAUCAGAAGCAAGACGACGGCGUCGUCAUCCGGCUGCUGCGUCCCAUCGCCGACAUACACCGCGAGAUGGGCCACAACCCGGCGCUGGCGCAGCUUCCCAAGACCACUCCCGUGCUGCUGGGAGCCAAGAAGACGGCCGCUUCGUAGCCCCAACACGCUGCUCGGCGGCUUGAUAUAUUGUGCUCGUUCGGGCCCUGCAAAACGCCGGGGAUAGCUGACCAGCGAGUUCAGCUGCUUCUCUGCCUGUACACGUUCCGCUUGCAAAUGCAAAACAAAAGCUGUAACGAUGAUUUCGUUUUUCUAUCCGGAAAGCAAUAAAGACGCACUUCGAAAGCUUC